GAGCUGCUGUCAAUGUUUUACCUGGAUACGAUGACGUAACGACGCGUUCAGGAGAAGCGGCGCGGUGGAACACACGACCGUUGAUAAAUUACUUCGAUGUGGGCGUUUUUUAAGAUAGAAAACUGAUUUUUAUAAGAGUUGUAGACUUGUAUUGGAAACUUUAAACUGUUUCUGUCCGUGUUCGUGUACUAUGUCCCUCUCCGCUGUGUUUGUGUUGGACCUCAAGGGGAAGGUGCUGAUAUGUCGGAACUACAAGGGCGACGUGGACAUGGUGGAGAUUGACCACUUCAUGCCUCUCCUCAUGCAACAUGACGAGGAGGGGCUCAUGUGUCCUGUGAUGUCACAUGGCAACGUUCACUUCAUGUGGAUCAAACACAGCAACCUCUACUUGGUGGCCACCACUAACAAGAACUCUAAUGCCUCACUUGUGUAUUCCUUCCUCUACAAACUCGUCGAGGUAUUCACGGAAUAUUUUAAGGAACUGGAGGAAGAGAGCAUUCAGGACAACUUUGUGGUCGUGUAUGAGCUCCUGGAUGAGCUGAUGGACUUUGGAUUCCCUCAGACCACUGACAGCAAGAUCCUUCAGGAGUACAUUACACAGGAGGGUGCUAAACUUGAGGUGGCAAAGUCGAAAGUGCCGACCACGGUCACCAAUGCCGUUUCCUGGAGGUCUGAGGGUAUCAAAUACAAAAAGAACGAGGUUUUUAUUGAUGUCAUCGAGUCAAUUAAUGUGUUGGUAAAUGCAAACGGCAGUGUGAUGAGCAGCGACAUCGUAGGCAGCAUCAAACUAAAGACCAUGCUGUCAGGGAUGCCCGAACUGCGACUCGGCCUCAACGAUAGGGUGCUUUUCGCGCUUACCGGACGUGACAAGGGGAAGACAGUAGCGAUGGAAGAUGUGAAGUUCCACCAAUGUGUGCGUCUGUCACGCUUCGAGAAUGACCGCACUAUUUCUUUUAUUCCUCCAGAUGGGGAGUCUGAGCUUAUGUCCUACCGCAUAAAUACCCAUGUGAAACCACUGAUAUGGAUUGAAUCAAUAAUAGAAAAGUUCUCUCACAGCAGAGUGGAAAUCAUGGUGAAGGCAAAGGGCCAGUUCAAAAAACAAUCUGUGGCAAACAAUGUGGAGGUGAGGGUUCCUGUUCCCAGUGACGCCGACUCGCCCAAGUUCAAAACCAGCACGGGUAAUGCCAAAUAUGUACCGGAGAAGAACCUGGUGGUGUGGACUAUCAAAUCUUUCCCAGGAGGAAAAGAGUUUCUCAUGAGGGCUCACUUUGGUCUGCCCAGUGUGGAGAAUGAUGAGCUUGAGGGCAAACCUCCCAUUACUGUCAAAUUUGAAAUCCCUUACUUUACAGUGUCUGGAAUACAGGUGAGAUACAUGAAGAUAAUAGAAAAAAGUGGUUACCAGGCAUUGCCGUGGGUCCGCUACAUUACUCAAAGUGGAGAUUACCAGCUACGGACCAAUAUGUAAAGCCUGACGAAGACGAACAUUUUAAAUUUACAGUAGUUGACUGAUGGAAUUUCUCCUGAACUACUCAUUGUCACUGAUUUUCCAGAUUAAAAUCUGUUCGGAAGUGGAUUUGUAUUUUUCCUAAUGUUUAACAUUUCUAAAACCAAAUA
This is a messenger RNA of Corythoichthys intestinalis (scribbled pipefish), 1614 nucleotides long. It is a transcript of the gene ap1m2, whose product is annotated as adaptor related protein complex 1 subunit mu 2. The record is from RefSeq and is a predicted model, not a curated record. Gene Ontology annotation, molecular function: clathrin-cargo adaptor activity. Gene Ontology annotation, biological process: intracellular protein transport; vesicle-mediated transport. Gene Ontology annotation, cellular component: clathrin-coated vesicle; clathrin adaptor complex. Lineage: Eukaryota; Metazoa; Chordata; Actinopteri; Syngnathiformes; Syngnathidae. The transcript is spliced from 12 exons. Bases 191 to 1465 code for a protein of 424 amino acids.